AUGAAGCGCGAGGAGAAGCCGCAUUGGCGAAGCCACAAGCAGCCACUGCAGCGCUCGCCCCGAGCUCGUCAGGAAAUCGGCGCCAGCGCCAGCGCCAGCGGCAGGGAGACCUGGCUGACGAUUGCGCUCAAAAUCUCCUACUUCUUGCCGGGGCUCAUACUGGGAUUCACGCUGGGAUUGUGGACAGAGCUUCCAAAGAAUGCCGGCAAGGCUCUUUUUACCCCCGCUGCUCCUCGUUCUGGUAGCAAGGCUAGAAGAGGCAAUGCUGCUGCGUCUGGAUCGUCCAGCUCUAGCGGUAGCAGCGUUAUCAACUCGGAUCAAACUGGCGAGCUCAAAAUGGUGUUUGUUGUGCGAAUGGAUUUGAAGAUGGGAGGAGGAAAGAUUGCCUCUCAGUGUGCUCAUGCAGCAGUGGGCAUAUACAGCGAUCUCAUGCAAAGGAAUGAUCUGAAAGCAAAAGCCGAGAGAGCCGGACUGCCAACUUUUACAAUCGCCGAUGCAGGUCGCACUCAGGUAGCAGCAGGCUCGAAGACGGUGCUGGUGAUUGGACCAGGUUUCACACAUUUUCCCUCGUUCGAUUUUGCGUAA
Messenger RNA from Selaginella moellendorffii, 585 nucleotides. Its product is annotated as peptidyl-tRNA hydrolase 2, mitochondrial. The transcript has 6 exons. The coding region runs from base 1 to 585 and encodes 194 amino acids. NCBI's taxonomy places the organism in Eukaryota, Viridiplantae, Streptophyta, Lycopodiopsida, Selaginellales, Selaginellaceae. The record is from RefSeq and is a predicted model, not a curated record. Gene Ontology annotation, molecular function: peptidyl-tRNA hydrolase activity. Gene Ontology annotation, cellular component: mitochondrion; cytosol.